This is a messenger RNA of Epinephelus fuscoguttatus (brown-marbled grouper), 1753 nucleotides long. RefSeq names its product mitochondrial pyruvate carrier 2b (gene mpc2b). Lineage: Eukaryota; Metazoa; Chordata; Actinopteri; Perciformes; Serranidae. The transcript is spliced from 5 exons. The record is from RefSeq and is a predicted model, not a curated record. Gene Ontology annotation, cellular component: mitochondrial inner membrane. Gene Ontology annotation, biological process: pyruvate import into mitochondria. The coding region runs from base 283 to 657 and encodes 124 amino acids. Gene Ontology annotation, molecular function: pyruvate transmembrane transporter activity.
GUCACCUCGUCGUGUUGGUGACGGUCAGACAGAAGCUACAGAGGAGCUAGCCGGGCUAGCAUGGUCACAUUGCUACCGGGAGAAGGUCGACAGUAGGACAACAGCAUCCUCUCUUAUCGCUCAGUCUUCCUGUCUUUCAGUUACAUGAUAAUAUAUAGCUAACAGACGGAGGCAAACGGUUUUGUAGCAUUCUGUAGCUUUUAGCUAGCUAACCGUUUUUAGCGCGUUAGCUUCAAGUUCCGCUCAGUGUCUGUAAUUCCAUCAGAGCAUCUACCCACAGUCAUGGCUGCGUUGAGAGCGUCCUAUCACAGGAUUUUGGACCGGGUCGAGCAUAUGCUGCCCGCCAAACUGAGACCUAUGUACAACCACCCGGCAGGUCCAAAAACAGUUUUCUUCUGGGCCCCAAUGUUUAAAUGGGGCCUGGUUGCAGCUGGUUUUGCUGAUAUGACUCGACCAGCAGAAAAACUCAGUACCUCCCAGUCUGCAGUGCUGACAGCCACAGGUCUGAUCUGGUCCAGAUACUCAUUGGUCAUCAUCCCGAAGAACUGGAACCUGUUUUGCGUCAACUUCUUCCUAGGCUGUUGCGGAGGCUCUCAACUCUUUAGGAUCUGGAGGUACAACCAGGCUCUGAAGGCUAAAGAGGCUGAACAGUCCUGAGUGCUCUGCUGGUGCCAACGCUCCACUUCUUCCAGUGGAUACAAAGGGAGACUUCACACAGGGCACAAACCUGCCCUCCUUCUCAUCAUCUCUGCAUCAUGUCACGUCGUCUCCAUAACACCCAUGCCAUAACCAUUAAUCUGCCACAUUAAGCCUGUCGUCCCUGUUGGAAACUUUUCCUCCAGUCUCAGAUUUCCUCAGGGUGUCAUAAACAAAACAAAAAAAAGGACAGAGCGUUUUUUUAACUGUAGUCAAUACACCUUCAAGAAUCAUGGUCAUAAACGCACAAGUAUUGCUCGUUCGACAACAUGUAUGAUUGUACUUCCUUUAAUUUAACUUCAUGCUUUACGUCUUGUGCGCUAGUCGGGAAGUUUUUGCUUUUCUUCCAUCAUCGUCAUCAUUCAGGUGUAGCAAUCAGUACCUCAUGCAUUAAUUUCCCAAAAACAAAGGUAACUCUUGGGUUUGUGUUGAAGGUAGUUUAAAGGAAUGUUUAUUUUUUUCCAAAUGAAUCUAAGACAUAUUUCAUCACAUUUAUUGUUUCAUUUACUUAUUUAUAAUUAGGUUACAGUCACAGCAUCUGUACCUCACUGAUUAUUAAAUCAUGAUUGAUUACCAUGUAAUGAUUCCUUCCAUUUUAAUGGCUUUAAUUUGUGUGAGAGCGAAUCCUAAUUUAUAUAAUCACUUGAUUUAAAAUGUCUCUUGUAGUGAAAACUGUAUAGAAAGAUGCUGUUAUUUUCUGAUUCUGUAUCAGUAACACCAAUGCCACAUAUUUAACCUGUGCAGCUGUUUGAUUGUUGCAGUCAGCUGGCAAACUCUGACAUGUUUAUAAUCAAAACAUUGCUGCUAAUGCCUCUUUAUUCUUAGAAAGGUGUUUUAUAUUUUUGCUGUGGAAGAACAGUACUUUCUUUGACAUGUUUCCACUGUAGUUACACAUCUAAUCCCUUGGAUAUUUUAGCAAUAAUUGAUGUUUUCACUUUUAGAUAAUUCUUGAUCUGACUGUUUGAACAAAGGGCAAUAUGAUGGUCUAUGAUGGUUGGUUCACGAUGGCUCUGUGGCUGUGUAAUACUAAUAAACCCUGUUUAACACCUGCAGCUUA